Frieseomelitta varia is the source of this 727-nucleotide messenger RNA. RefSeq lists its product as uncharacterized. The transcript is spliced from 3 exons. Bases 16 to 684 code for a protein of 222 amino acids. Lineage: Eukaryota; Metazoa; Arthropoda; Insecta; Hymenoptera; Apidae. The record is from RefSeq and is a predicted model, not a curated record.
CUCGGCGAAGAGAAAAUGUUUAAUCGCCUUUCCCGAAAACCGGCGGUGCCUUUCCAAUUACAUACAUCGUCCCUGCCUGGGCGAAACAAGCCGCAACUCGUAUGCAAGUCGCACAUACGCGGACAGACACGCGCCUGGGCCCGUCCGUAUGUCUGUCAGAUUGAUGCAAUUUUGCCAAAGCAGGGGAAAAACGGGAUACGAGCCCGUGGGGGAAAGGUGGGGGCGAACGAGCAGCAGGUGGAGGAGGGCAGAGAACGAGAAAAACAUUGCAAAACUUGGCGUUCGAACGUUGAUCCCCACACAUGGGGAUACGAAUGUAGAGAGAACCACGGUGGGAUACGUCGUUGGACAUAUGUAGUAUAUAUACAUGCGUUACAUUCACACGCGUGUAUACACAGGCACACGCUGGCGCUGUUUAGAAAGUCCGACAACGAGAACACGCUAAGGUACACCUUGGUACCAGAAGACAUACCCAUCAGAAAGGUGUACCAGAAGGUUCAGCAGCUUCAACCAGCUGGUGGGGGUAACCCUAAGCUAGCGGUGUCAGACGGUGCUGGCCGCUCACUGCUCGUCGAUUCGCCGAGCGAUCGACAUCGAAGUGUUCUCGUCGAUCGAGGAAACGAGAAAGAGAGAGGAUUCCUUGAGAUACCAAGCAAACAUCCAGCAAAAGGGUAUCGGGCGUAGUCAGAGUCGAUUUGUCGUUCAGUGCUUUCUUUCGGAGGAAGAA